UAGGUGGACUUUUAUCUUCAGUAUAAACCUAAACCUUGUGAUCUAAGGACACAAAGUUAUGAUGCUUUUCCUUUCUUUUUUAUUUUUGCUUCAGAUUUUGGGAGGGUUGGUUGAAGGGUCUGAUAUCCAACUUGCAGCUGAUGAAGAAACAUUAGAGAUUCGAAAUGUAGGAAUGAACAACGAGGUGGAUAUUGCAUCUAGAGAGAAGCGACAAGGCACUGAAGCAACAACAACAGUUUUAGGAGUGUCUUCAUCUUCACCUAUAGCUACUACUUUCAAGGCAUCAGCAUCCUCUCCAAUACCAACAACUUUUACUGCAUCAGAUACAACUCCAAUCCCAACAACUUUUUCUGGAUCGAAUACAACUCCAAUGCCUACAUCCAAUACUUCUCCAUUACCUACAGAUUCUGCUAUAUCUUACAAUACUCCAAUACCGACCACUUUUACUGCCUCAGAUACAACUCCAAUGCCUACAUCCAAUACCUCUCCAUUACCCACAGAUUCUGCUAUAAUUAACAAUUCUCCAAUACCGAUCAUGUUUACUUCAUCAGAUACAACUCCAAUGACUUCUUCUAAUACUUCUCCAUUACCUACAGAUUCUGCUAUAUCUAACAAUUCUCCAAUACCGACCACUUUUACUUCAACAGAUACAACUCCAAUGCCUACAUCAAAUACUUCUCCAUUACCUACAGAUUCUGCCAUAUCUAACAAUUCUCCAAUACCGACCAUGUUUACUUCAUCAGAUACAACUUCAAUGCCUUCUUCUAAUACUUCUCCAUUACCUACAGAUUUUGCUGUAUCUAAUACUUCUCCAAUACCGACCACUUUUACUGCAUCAGAUACAACUCCAAUGCCUACAUCCAAUACAACUCCAAUGCCUACAUUCGAUACUUCUCCAUUACCUACAGAUUUUGCUAUAUCUAACAAUUCUCCAAUACCGACCACGUCUUCAUUAUCAGAUACAACUCCAAUGCCUUCUUCUAAUACUUCUCCAUUACCUACAGAUUUUGCUGUAUCUAAUACUUCUCCAAUACCGACCACGUUUACUGCAUCAGAUACAAUUGCAAUAUCUACAUCCGAUACUUCUCAAUUACCUACAGAUUCUGCUAUAUCUAACAAUUCUCCAAUACCGACCACUUUUACUACAUCAGAUACAACUCCAAUGCCUUCAUCCGAUACUUCUCCAUUACCUACAGAUUUUGCUGUAUCUAAUACUUCUCCAAUACCUACAAUGUUUACAGCAUCAGAUACAACUCCAAUGCCUACAUCCUAUACUUCUUCGUUACCUACAGAUUCUGCUAUAUCUAACGAUUCUCCAAUACCGACCACGUUUACUUCAACAGAUACAACUUCAAUGCCUUCUUCUAAUACUUCUCCAUUACCUACAGAAGUUGCUGUAUCUAGUUCAUCUCCAAUCUCCACAACUAAUACAGCAACUGAUAACUCGGGUGUUUGUUUACCUUGUAAGACAGUUUUGGACGGACCUCUGUCUGGAGUUUACAAUCUCAAGGAGUCUAACUACCCUAGCUGUAAGGCUGGAUGCCUGUACGAGUUUAAAUCUGAAUUCUAUUGUUUUGAACCAGGGGCGUUAAGAAUUCUUCCUUCCUGUUAAACAAAAUGAGUAAAGAAGAAAUAUUGAUAAGUUAAACAUAUUGGCGAAAUAAAUUGGUGCAAUUGGUU
Messenger RNA from Eurytemora carolleeae, 1680 nucleotides. RefSeq names its product mucin-5AC. The coding region runs from base 59 to 1612 and encodes 517 amino acids. The transcript has 5 exons. Lineage: Eukaryota; Metazoa; Arthropoda; Copepoda; Calanoida; Temoridae. The record is from RefSeq and is a predicted model, not a curated record.